Messenger RNA from Daldinia childiae, 1785 nucleotides. RefSeq lists its product as uncharacterized. The coding region runs from base 1 to 1785 and encodes 594 amino acids. The transcript has 17 exons. NCBI's taxonomy places the organism in Eukaryota, Fungi, Ascomycota, Sordariomycetes, Xylariales, Hypoxylaceae. Gene Ontology annotation, molecular function: transmembrane transporter activity. Gene Ontology annotation, biological process: transmembrane transport. Gene Ontology annotation, cellular component: membrane. The record is from RefSeq and is a predicted model, not a curated record.
AUGUCUUUUCAACAACCGACUACCACGCCUUUGGGUGUCGGGUCCGCUGCGACGUCCGAUCAUGACAGCGUGAAAUCCAAAGGCCAUCCCGACGACAAGCUUCCCGGCAACGUUACACCCCAUACUCCAGCAGCAUUGGCACCAAGAGAGGCUGAGCGUAUGGAAUCGGUGAUCGGUGAUGCUAUUCUACGUUUCUUGGGCCUUCGAAAAGGCCCGAAGGUUAAGCCGUAUGACCUUGAUGCGAUCGCAACACAACCCAGUAUAUGGGAUUCCGAGAACGUGGAAGAAUUGAAGCAACUCUACAUUCACCCCCAAUGGGAAAACUGGUCUGCUUUUGACCCUAGUUUCCGAUGGACGUGGAGAGAAGAGAGAGCGGUUCGACGGAAGGUUGACUGGAAGAUUAUGGUCUGGGUGUGUAUUAUGUUUGCUGCCCUCAACAUCGACCGAGGAAAUAUUUCCAACGCCGUUUCGGACAACAUGCUAGAAGACUUGGGCCUUAGUCGCGCCGACUACAAUCUUGGUCAAACUAUCUCGCGAGUUGGCUUUCUGGUAGCAGAACUACCUUCCCAACUUAUUUCCAAGCGUAUCGGUCCUGAUUUUUGGAUUCCGAUCCAAAUCUGCAUUUUCAGCGUUAUAUCAGCAAUGCAGUUCUUCCUCAAAGGCAGAGCUUCUUUCCUCGCCACUAGAUACUUAAUAGCAACGUUCCAAGGUGGUUUUAUCCCGGACACGAUCCUUUACCUUAGUUACUUCUAUACUGGUAGAUCUCUUCCUAUUAGGUUAGCUUGGUAUUGGAUGUCUUCACAAAUGGUCGAUAUCGGUGUCGGUUUCGCUGCUGUUGGUCUCCUAUCCAUGCGCGGUAUCCUGGGGUACGCAGGUUGGCGGUGGUUGUUCCUCAUUGAGGGUGCUUUUACUUUCUCGGUUGGAGUUGCUUCCUUCUUCCUCAUGCCUCAAUCUCCGGCUAAGACAAAGAGCUGGUGGAACCCUAAAGGGUAUUUCACCGAAAAGGAAGAGAAGAUUAUUGUCAACUCGGUUAUCCGAGACGAUCCUCAGAAAGGAGGAAUGUAUAAUCGACAAGGUCUCUCCCUCAAACAAAUAUGGGAAAGUGCAAAAGAUUACGAUAUGUGGCCAUUAUAUGCUCUAGGUCUAUUAUUCGGUAUACCGAAAUAUCCCGUCAGUCAAUACUUGACGCUUUCCUUCCGAGGCCUAGGAUUCAACGUCAUCCAGACCAACUUACUUUGGAUUCCGAACAUCGUCGGUUCCAGCAUAUCCAUGUUAAUCAUCACUGCGGUGAGCGAGUUGAUAAAUAAUAGGAGUUUCGUAUCGAUGGCGGAAGAUGCUUGGUUGUUGCCCUGUUUCGCUGCUUUGAUAGCCCUGCCGGAUCCGAUCAGCCCUUGGGCGUACUUCGCCAUUGCAACAGUGUUGUUGUCAUUUCCAUACACCCAUCCUAUACAAGUCGCCUGGACGAGUAGGAAUGCAGGAUCCGUCCAGAACAGAACAGUCUCUGCUGCUAUCUACAACAUGUGGGUUCAAGUCAGCGGAAUGAUCGGCGCGAACGUCUACCAACCCAGCGACUCGCCGCGAUAUUUCAAAGCAAACAAGGGUUUACUAGUUAUCUGUAUCUGGAUGUGUAUAAUACAAUACCCGGGUACAUAUUAUUACUACCGAUGGAGAAAUAAUUCAAAGGCGAAGAAGUGGGAUGCUAUGACUCCAGAAGAACAAGACAACUACAGGACGACUACAACCGAUAAGGGUAACAAGCGACUCGAUUUCCGUUUCGCAACUUAA